AUGUCUAAGACGUUGUUCUUCCUCGUCCUCGCCUUGAAUAUUCUUCACAUAAACCUCCUCCAACUGGCGGCACAAUCCCACGAAUGCCUUACCAACGGCACCCACCCAAUCGACAGCGAAUACUCGGACAACCUCAACUCCCUCCUCUACUCCGUACCCAACAAUCUCGGCCAAGACGGCUUCUUCCAAGACUCAGUCGGGUGGCGCGGCCCCGAGACCGCCAACGUGGCAGUCCUCUGCAGAGGGGACGUCCAGCUGGACGACUGCCGCGACUGCCUCCGCCACAUCAUAUCCUUUCUCCCGACUUCGUGCCCCAACGACAGACGAGCCUUCGGCUGGUCCGACUUCUGCACGCUACAUUACUCGGACGCGAACCUAACGCAGAGACUCGACACGUCAGCUAGGUUGUAUCAGUGGAACACUCAUAACAUCGAGAGUCCGGCUCCCGAACGGUUCAUGUGGGACCUGACGAGGCUGUUGUUUGACCUCAGUGCCCGGGCGGCCGACAGUAGUCGGAAAGUGGCGGCUGGGAAUACUGUGACUGGUCGUGAUCGUAGGGACAUCUUUGCGAUGGUCCAGUGCACGCCGGAUUUGUCCCCGGAAAACUGCAGUGCUUGCCUGAGAUUGAUAUGUGCCGAUGUAGCGCGGUUCUGGAAUAAGAGGAGAGGGGGAAGAGUUAUUGUGCCGAGCUGCAAUCUUCGCUACGAGAUCUUAGAAGCCGAGUCUCUCAAAUAUGCUUUAACGACGAUCAGAGCUGCCACUAAUAAUUUCGCCGAUGGUAACAAACUAGGGCAAGGUGGAUUUGGAGCUGUUUACAAGGGAAUACUUUCCGAUGGUCGAGAAAUAGCAGUGAAAAGAUUAUCCAGGAACUCCAGACAAGGUGACUUGGAGUUUAAGAAUGAGGUCUUGUUACUAGCCAACCUUCGACAUAGAAAUCUAGUAAGACUUGUGGGCUUUUGCUUAGAAGGAACCGAGAAAAUCCUCGUCUACGAAUUCGUGCAGAAUGGAAGCCUCGAUCACUUCCUAUUUGACCCCGAAUCGGUUAAUCGUUCAUACUUAGAUUGGGAAGAACGCUACAACAUCAUUGGAGGCGUAGCAAGGGGACUUUUGUAUUUGCAUGAAGAUUCUCAGCUGAAGAUCAUUCAUCGUGAUCUCAAACCCAAUAACGUUCUUUUAGACGGACUAAUGAACCCUAAGAUUGCGGACUUCGGCAUGGCGAGGCUAUUUGGACAAGGAGAGACUCAUGGAGAUACUAGUAAAAUUGUUGGAACUAUCGGAUACAUGGCUCCGGAAUAUGCAAUACACGGACAGAUUUCGAUCAAGUUGGAUGUGUUCAGCUUCGGAGUGCUAAUGUUGGAAAUUAUUAGCGGUCAGAGGAAAAACUACUUUCGACAUGGGAGAAAUGUAGAGGACCUCUUGAGCUUUGCGUGGAAAAAAUGGCACGAAGGAACACCGAUAGAAAUGGUGGAUCAAUGUUUGAAGUCUGCAUCAGAUUUUAUAAGUGAGAUGGAAAGGUGCAUCCAAAUUGCUUUGUUAUGUGUUCAACAGCAUGCUAUUGAUAGACCAACAAUGGCGUUUGUUGUCCUAAUGCUUAGUAGCUCCGACUUAGUUCUGGCGGAACCUUUUGAGCCUGCAUUCUAUAUGCCGGGUGGCUAUGGUUCGGAAAGUUCUUCACUCGUUCAAGGGAAUAAUUCGAGACGAUCCAAUUAUAUAAGUUCUUCAAAUAGCGCUGCACAAAAUCGAUCGGCAAAAUCGUCAGAAAAUGGUAUGUCGAUCAGUGAAUUGUAUCCACGUUGA
Molecule: messenger RNA, 1797 nt
Organism: Striga hermonthica
Lineage: Eukaryota; Viridiplantae; Streptophyta; Magnoliopsida; Lamiales; Orobanchaceae
Source: the annotation of a GenBank genome assembly